AUGUCGUCGUACGCGACGGGGGACGAUGUCAACAAGGGGAGCCAUAGACUAACCCACCUGCUCUCAGUCAAUCACUUCAACAUCAAGCGCAAGGCGCAUCACUUCAGCCGCCAGAGCGACGAGAAUUGGAAUCCCUUCCGACAUGUUUGGAAGAGAUCGCACGCCAACACAUGGGAUGGCGCUCGUGCGGAGGCCCAGAUCGAGGGGGACAACAACGGAGCGAUUCUAACCCAAUCAGUCACAUCGCCAUUCCCGACAACAGGCAUAAGAGAGGAAGAAGCCUCUGUUCCCGGAACUGGCACAGGCACGGAAGAACCUGUUCGCAAGGCCAGCAAUGAGACGCAGGAGCAUGAAACGCCACUUAUCCACCGAACCCAGUCCGGGACUGACGCCGAUGGCAUGCGGAAUCGCGGCAAGGGAGACCAGGAUGAAAAACUUGACGAGCCAGCUCUCAGCGAGCCUGACAACAGCAAGACGAAGAAGCCUAAGCAGAAUGGCCUCAUCCGCCACGUCCACCCCAAGGAGCCUUUUACCGUUGCCAAUCAGAUCCAGCGAACGCUGCUCAACUCAUGGAUCAAUGUGCUGCUUGUUGCUGCUCCGAUCGGCAUCGCUAUCAACUACGUCCACUCUGUCACACGUAUCGCUGUUUUCGUCGUCAACUUCAUCGCCAUCAUCCCGCUUGCUGCCAUGUUGAGUUUUGCUACCGAAGAGAUUGCCCUCCGUACUGGUGAAACCCUUGGUGGCCUGCUCAACGCUACCUUUGGUAAUGCCGUCGAACUCAUCGUGGCCAUCAUUGCUUUGAUCGAUGGCAAGGUCAACAUUGUCCAGACUUCGCUUAUUGGCUCCAUUCUCUCCAACUUGCUCCUGGUCAUGGGAUUCUGCUUCUUCUUCGGUGGCCUGCGUCGCCCGGAGCAGCACUUCAACACCGUCGUAGCUCAGACCGCUGCAUCUAUGCUGGCCUUGGCUGCUGCCUCCGUCAUUGUUCCCACCGUCUUCGAUGCCGCCGCUAACACGCCUACCGAGAGCGUUGCUAAGCUCUCUCGCGGUACCGCUGUCAUUCUGCUUGUUGUCUAUGGCGCCUACCUGUUUUUCCAGCUCAAGACUCACUCACAGGUCUUCAACGAGCAGAGCCAAAAGGUUCCCGCCAAGCCAUGGAGCAGCGGAUCUUCAAACCCCAAUCUCAAGCAGGGCCUGGUGGUUCCCGCCACUCUGGUGGGCGGCCACAUUGUUGACAAGGACAACUUCAAUUCUCUCAUCACCAACUCACCAGACGAGGAAGAGGAGGAGGAAGAGGAAGAUCCUCAGCUGCACUUCUACGUAGCUAUUGCUACUUUGGCUGCCUCUACCGUCAUCAUUGCUCUCUGUGCUGAAUUCAUGGUUGGAUCGAUCGAUGCCAUUACCCAGAACGGUGCUCUGUCUGAUGAAUUUGUUGGUCUUAUUCUGCUCCCCAUUGUCGGUAACGCCGCCGAGCACGCUACUGCCGUCACUGUCGCCGUAAAGGACAAGAUGGAUCUCGCUAUUGGUGUUGCUGUUGGAUCUAGUAUGCAAGUCGCCCUAUUCCUCAUCCCCAUGUUGGUUGUUAUCGGCUGGGGCAUGGGCAACGACGAGAUGAACCUGAGCUUCGAUACCUUUCAGGUUGCUGUCAUGUUUGUUGCUGUAUUACUGGUCAACUAUCUCAUUGGCGAUGGAAAGAGUCAUUGGUUAGAAGGCUGGUUGUUGAUGUGCCUCUACGCUAUCAUCGCUGUUUGCGCAUUCUGGUAUCCCAACCAAGACACCAUAACCUCAUCGUCAUAA
Messenger RNA from Trichoderma asperellum CBS 433.97, 1794 nucleotides. RefSeq lists its product as uncharacterized. Gene Ontology annotation, cellular component: membrane. Gene Ontology annotation, molecular function: calcium:proton antiporter activity. Gene Ontology annotation, biological process: intracellular calcium ion homeostasis; calcium ion transmembrane transport. Lineage: Eukaryota; Fungi; Ascomycota; Sordariomycetes; Hypocreales; Hypocreaceae. The record is from RefSeq and is a predicted model, not a curated record.